Gasterosteus aculeatus aculeatus (three-spined stickleback) is the source of this 1314-nucleotide messenger RNA. RefSeq names its product fibrinogen-like protein 1. Gene Ontology annotation, cellular component: fibrinogen complex. The record is from RefSeq and is a predicted model, not a curated record. Gene Ontology annotation, biological process: blood coagulation; blood coagulation, common pathway; fibrinolysis. Lineage: Eukaryota; Metazoa; Chordata; Actinopteri; Perciformes; Gasterosteidae. Gene Ontology annotation, molecular function: extracellular matrix structural constituent; protein-macromolecule adaptor activity.
CUGUGUGCUGUUUAAUAAUCUCCAGUCAAAUAUCCAAACAGGACAGAGGGGAGGAGAGAGAAAGCUUGUGAGACUCCAAAGACAUUGUAAGACCAGAGAACAGUUUGGUUUAGUCCCCCAUCAUAUUACUGAUUAUGGGAAGGCUGAGGAUAUUGACAGCCUUUCUGCUUCACAUGGCCUCCUCUCUGGCGGCUCCUGUGCCGUGUGAGGAGAAGGUAAGCAAUCUUGAGGCGGAGAUCCGGGGUCUGAUUAAGGUGAUCAACGACCAGCAUCGCUACAUUCAGGAGCUCCACAACAGCCAGGCACAGCAGCUGCAGUACAUACCCAACUCCCACCUGGGCCCGGAGAACCUCCAUAGAGACUGCUCUGAGGUGUUUGCAGACGAUAACGUGGCCAGCGGGCUAUAUGUGAUACGUCCUGAUGGCUCUCACACUGCGCUGACAGUGUACUGUGACAUGAACAACGGAGGAGGAUGGACUGUCUUCCAGAGGAGGAAAGACGGCAAAGAGAGCUUUGACCGAGCGUGGUUGGAGUACAAGCAUGGAUUUGGAGACCUCUACUCACCUAAUGGAGAAUUUUGGCUGGGAAAUAAACCUCUACAUGAUCUCACUUCUCAAGGAAACCACGACCUGCGGAUCGAAAUGGAGGACUUUGAGGGAAAUCAGCGCUAUGCUGAGUACAAGAACUUUAAACUGGAUGAUGAAAAGGACCAGUACCAGUUACAUGUGGGAGAGUACACUGGUAAUGCAGGAGACGCCCUUGCUGACGUCCGUGGUCCCCCCUCUGCCGGGAAGAAAUGGACCAGUCCAAGGAGUGGGGUCAAGUUUAGCACCUUUGACCAGAUGAAUGGCGGCGAUGUGGAAAACGAUGGCAGGUGCAUCAGACACAGCAAAUCAGGAUGGUGGUUCAGCAGGUGUGACUCAGGCAACUUGAACGGUCACUACUACAAAGGGCCGUAUCAAGCGAUGGCUGAUGACGGGGUGGUGUGGUACACAUGGCACGGUUGGUGGUACUCUAUCAAAUCUGUGGUCAUGAUGGUACGAGCUGCUGACCGUGACCAUCCGCCACCGGCCAACGCAGCGUUGCCAGGACAACUUGACCCCAGCAAAGCGGCAGGCGACGCCAUUCACGUUGCUCGUCAUCAAUAGUCAAUUGUCGUUACAAUAAGAGCUGAAAACACAGUUUACUUAAAUCACAUCCAUUGUAGGGUACGAACUGAAUGAAGUUGUGGUCAUCUCACAUCCUUUUUUGCCUUCUUAGCUUUUUAAUAAAUGUGAAUCAUUGCAUUUACUUAAAAUUAAACAAUUUCCUUGA